AUGGAUGACAUACUUGGAACUGUGGAUUUAGGUGUCUCAACUGAUAGUGAAGCAAUGGAGCAGGAGCUAAGACUUGAAAGUGAGCAACAACUUAAUCAAACCUUAAACGAGGAGAUGAAGAAGGAGGAGAGAGAGCAACGACUCGCAGUGAAGAGAGUACGACAGGAUGAUGAAGAAAUAGUGGAAGAAGACGGAUUUGUUACAGUAAUUAGAGGGCAUAAGCGGUUGAAUAGAAAUGAUUCAAAUAAUGAUAAUUUAGUGGAGGAGGGUCAUCAAGAUUCUGAGGCGAAGAAAUAUAUUAUUAUAUGUGUGACAGGAAAAGAAGUAUUACAGAAACAAUGUGGAAUGGCAAAGCUUUUACGGUCGUUAAACAUUGAAAAUAUAGUGAAGAUGAUAUACAAAAGCGCUUACAGAGUGUUGAUUCAUUUUGAAAAGGAAGAAAGUGCAGUGAAACUACUAAAAAGUGAAAAGUUAUCCAGUUUAGGAUAA
Molecule: messenger RNA, 489 nt
Organism: Parnassius mnemosyne (clouded apollo)
Lineage: Eukaryota; Metazoa; Arthropoda; Insecta; Lepidoptera; Papilionidae
Source: the annotation of a GenBank genome assembly